This is a messenger RNA of Toxorhynchites rutilus septentrionalis, 1476 nucleotides long. Its product is annotated as ninjurin-A-like. The record is from RefSeq and is a predicted model, not a curated record. The coding region runs from base 70 to 495 and encodes 141 amino acids. Gene Ontology annotation, biological process: tissue regeneration; cell adhesion. The transcript has 2 exons. NCBI's taxonomy places the organism in Eukaryota, Metazoa, Arthropoda, Insecta, Diptera, Culicidae. Gene Ontology annotation, cellular component: membrane.
CUAGCCUUCACCAGCUGCACUUGUCACGCGAGUCCACAUUUGAAAAAGAAAUCUAGUUUGAUUGCAAUCAUGGACAUCGAGAACGACCUUGAUCGAACACCGAGAAUUGUAGCGUCCACUGUGAACCGAGAGAUUGACCCAGUGACAGGUGAAGUGAUCCCGGACGUGAACAUCUACCAGCAGAAGAAAAAUCUAUCCCAGGGGAUGAUGGAUCUUGCUCUGCUGUCGGCAAACGCUAACCAGUUGCGUUACCUGCUGGAGACAUUCUCCCGCCAUCCGUAUUACUAUUUCAGUCUGGUCUUCAUUUCGUUGAGCUUGAUCAUCCAGGUUGCGGUGGGAGUUGGUUUGAUCAUGAACAGUCGGUACGACGUGAACGACCGACGGGAGAUCUGCAAAGCGAACCGAAUCAACAAUAUGGUCACAAUUGGGAUUUUUUUUAUCACGCUGGUCAAUGUGCUCAUAUCGGCUUUUGGAGUGGCACCCCGAGUGAGCUGAGGGUGUGCCCUGAGAUUCCUUUUGUGAUAAGCAUAGGUUUUCGUGUGGCGAUCUCGUUGUUGUGAUAGUAAUUAUUGGCAUAAACUUGCGUUUACGAAUUGCGUAUUGUUGAUUGGAGAUGAGAUGCUUCGUGCUUCGGAUUGAAAAACAAUUGAAUGCAAUUAUUCACACCAGCGUAUUAAGUGUCAGUUCCAACUCGUUUUGAAUAUGAUUAAGAUGUUAGAUAUUAAUCCUGCUUUGUUGUAAUUUUUGCAUUUGCUUUUCGAAUAAAUGCUCAUCCUAUUGAAUACGGACUCAAUCAAAGAAUUACAUUUGAUAUUCCUGAAUUCCCGCAAUCCGCAAAGGCUGUGUGUUAUAGAUUUCCCACAAUAAUCUGUUCAUAACAAAUUUCACUCUACCGUUAGUAAAUGUACGGAGAGAUCGUGCCGAUUCUAGGAAAAAAACAAAAGCAUAGUUUUUAUAGGUACCGUUUUGUCUCAAAUUCCGAACACUUAAGCUUUGAUGGCAUUUAAACAGUGUCACAUUACACAAAAUGGUACUCAUUCGCAAAAUUAAUUUUAUUUUUGGAUACAAUGGAGCCUUAUUUUUCAUUUGACUACAAAAAAAUGAUUUACAAAUAUGUUUUCAUGAUGAAAAACUGAAAAUUACAUUAAUCACAUUUGUCCGAAAUUCCGAACACCAUUUUUGUCACUGACUCAUAUUCCGAACACUUUUGUCUCAAAUUUCGAACAGCAAAAAUGCAAAAAUGCAUUUUCAAUCAUAACUUUUAAACUAUUGAACUGAUUCAUUUGAUCGAUGUACCAAAUUAAAGUCAAUUAGCUAGUCUUUAUUGAAAAAUAUUAUGCUCGCAAAAAAAUUGGAUUUUGCAUUUGUAAUUAUUGAUUGUAUUUGUUUCUUAUAGUUUAUAUGGUUUCGGGACCAAGGGUGCUAUAUUGGUAUCGAUACCUGUAAAUGAUGUCAGAAUGAAGUCUAUAACCUAAA